Anopheles cruzii is the source of this 5444-nucleotide messenger RNA. RefSeq lists its product as uncharacterized. Lineage: Eukaryota; Metazoa; Arthropoda; Insecta; Diptera; Culicidae. Gene Ontology annotation, biological process: signal transduction. The record is from RefSeq and is a predicted model, not a curated record.
AUGCAGUAUGAGGAGGAUCAAAAUAUGACCGAGGACAAAGAAAAAAAACUACUCAACAUCAACCCCCCGGUACCGUCGCCUCGUCCAAGACCGGACCGGCAGGGCAGCGAUGAGUUUGCAGUGGAAGGCGUGUUGUCAAGCAACUACAGCAACAACCGACGCGACUACGAGAACGCCACGAUCGUCGACGAUGCCGGCGGCCAGGUCUCCUCCGUGUCGCCGCCGGCAGCGAACGUUGCGGCGGGGCCCGGUGCUGGCGGGGAAGAACCAUUGAACCGCCCCGUUCCGGCACCGCGUCGGGUGAAGGUGCAGGUAUUCAACGAGGGAGAGGAGGGUGCGGAAGGCUUCCGGGGAACGCAGUACGAGAACGUGAUCAUCAUCAGUCCGAAGGCCUCACCGAUACGGGCCGCGCCAGAAAUACCGUCGGCUCCACCGUAUCAUGCUCUGCCAGCACCUGCGCCGGGGUCGUUCAUGAGGGGCCGGGACAACGGCAACCGCGCCGCGGCUGCUGCUGCGGAUCGACGUCGGCACUCGGCCGGCCCCGGAUCACUGUUGCCGGACGGUGCUGCGGGACAUCAUCGCGAGGCCACCGAAGCUGUUGAGAGCGGGGGGGACGGUGAUCGCAAGUACAAAACCAGUUCACCGGGUGACCUGUUCAAGUCGAUCGGAACCACGUCCCGGAUGCUGACCGAGUCGAUCGGCGAGCGGGUAGCGCACAAGUCGCGCAAGGUAGCGGAAAACGUGCGCAACACGAGCAGCACCAUCGUCAACUGGAGCCAGGAGACGAGCCGGUCGGCGGCCGACAAACUGAAGAGCGUUGGGCGCUCGAGCACCCGCAGCAACACUUCCCGUGACGAGGGGGGGAUGAUGCAAAACAUCAAGUUCAGCAGCCCACUGUUGGAUGAAUCGUCCACCCUGAUCACUACGCUCACCGUGUUGCCGCGUAAUACGACGAUCACAACGACCACCACGUCCAAGGAUAACGACGGCGAGAAGGAUAACCGGGGCCGCUGUUCCGGUCGGGGCCAGCGUGUAGCGUCUCCUUCCGGUCAAACGUAUGACAUUCCGCGCCGGGGGAAUAAACCGUCCAAUCUGCGGCCGGCUCCGCCACCGGCAUCCAGGCCGUCGCCGUCGUCGUUGGGUGGCGGCGGAUCCGGCAACACCAGCCCGGUGUCGUCGGCAUCCUCAUCCAACGCCCCCACUACUCCCGAUCGGUGGGUGGGAGGCACCGUGUGCCGUGAGGUACAACGGUUGCCGGCGAACUUCGAGCGCAUCUCUCUCGCCCGACCGAACCUCUACACUACGAUCGUGCCCAAGUGCCAGCGGGUGGAGAGAGGAAGAGCGGAGCUCACGUGGUUCCCACCGCCACCGCCGGGGCCGCUCGUCGAUUGUCACCGGCACAAGAGCGAAUCGAACCUGCACGACUCCACGUUCUACGCCCAGCAGCACCGGUUGGUGGUAGUCGACGACGAUGACGGUCCUGUGCGCGACCGACACGGAAGCCAGAACCACCUGUACGGCAAGCUGAACAUUCUGCCGCGCCUCGCGAUUUCGAGCUCGUCGAGUAGCGGCAGCGGCGACUGCCGCGGAUGCCGCGGAUGUCGCGGAUGCCGCGGCCGCGGCGGCGGCGGUGGAGGCAGUUGUCGCUCGUCGAUGGCCGAUUCCGAGGAGGACAACAUGCAUCCGGAGCUACGCCAAUUGGUGGAGGUAGCGUCAUCGAUUGAAGUUAAACCGCCAGCGGCAGGCCCGGUGAAAUACGCCGACGAGUAUCGACCGCUGUCGUGGUCCUGGCGGGGGGCGACGAGUGACUGCGUUCCACCACCAGUCAUACUGGCGGAGCUGAAGGAAGUAACUACCAAUAAUGGCAGCGGAGAACAGGGGAAUCGUACGGUGGUGACCAAACUGGAACCAUUCUACGGUAACGCCGGCGGGGUGCAGCCGAUCUAUGCCACGCUGUCGGAGGCCCAGUUGUUGUCACCGUCGUUACUGCAGCCGGUGCUGGUCGAUCGCGCCGCCACACCGUCCGCCGUGAACCAGGCAAGACGGCAUGAUUACGAUACGGUGUCGUUCUACUCGGACAUCAUCGACGAGUUUGACCCGCUCGCGACUAGUACGGAGGUGAACCACAGCCAGUCAUCGCUGGAGCCGGAACUGUUUUUGUCCGACUCCUCCCUGGCCAGCAGUCGGGGUCGGGAUCUGAUCGAGAACAUGGCAGCCAGCCAGCAGCAGCAGCCGGUGGUUGUUGGAGUGGUGGGAGUGGAAAACGAAGCUGCUGGUGGUGGGGGUGCUGCUAGCGCUCAUGUCGAUCGCGGGCCACAAAUUCCCGAGCGGUCCGAUUCGCUUCUGCUGCCGGCAAGCAGCCAUCCAUCACCGUUCAGGGCCAGCGUUCCGGUGAAACCGAAGCGGAACAAACAUCCCGUCGUCAAUUCGAAGCCGUCGGAGGAACCUACGAAAGAGAACAGUGGUGGUGGUGGCGGAGGUGGCAAUGCGAGAAGCAUCGGGCACAUCGUGCACCAAAACUUGAGCCUUCCCUCGGACAGCAUGGAGAAUCUGGUGGAUGAGAGCCUCGUCCAGUCGUACCUGUCGGUGGUGGAAGAAGAAUCGGAGGUAGUCAGCGGUGGCAGCAACGGUGGAUCGUUGGACCUCAGCUAUCCGAAACGGCAGCCGCGCACGACCAAUUGGUACAUCGACGAUGUGCAGCCUCAGGAGUCGGCCCUCACCGACAACGCAACAACGACCCCGUCUGGAGCAGCUGCAUCAUCAUCACGCCAACACCGGGCUGCGGAAUCGGAAUCGCUCCCAUCGUACUUCGAGGCGAUCGGUGGUACGGAUCCAUUGUUCGAGCGUGGACUUGCCGCGGUUACGGGCCCAUCGCAAGUGAGCAGCCCCCCCCCGAAGGCAACAGUGUCCGGCGGCAGUGUCGCGUCCAAGCUGCUGAACGCACUCAAGCGCAGGUCAAGCUUAAAUCGAGGAUCAUCGACGGCGGGGACAGGGCCGAAGGCCGAUGCUGUUGGCCGCAGCACGACGACGACGACGACAACAACGACAACGACAACGACAACGACGAUGGUGCCGAAACCGGCACUCACCGAGCGACUCAUCACGCACAAAGGGCACGUCCUGAAGAUUCCGUCCGGCGGCAAGAUGGGUGACAUGCUGCUGUACUACGAGCUGGCUCCGCGCUCGGUUGUGCUGCGCGAGCGCAUCCUGCACACGUUCCUCGACCCGCAGCAGACGCACCCGAAGGAGACGAUCCAGUUGCGGUACCUGCUGGCCCUGCAGUGCGUCGUGCAGCACAAGUUCAUGGGCGAAGGCGGGCUCCAUCUGCACUGCUUCGAGAUUGUGCUCGUCCUGCCGAAGGCGACCACCAGCGCUAGCGGAGGUGGCGGGCUGAUGGCCGCCGCCGCCGCCGCUGUCAUGUCCUCCGGCCAACCUUCGGACACGCCGGGUGGCGGAGGAAGCCACAAGACUAGCCGCGCUUCGUACAUGUUCGCUACGCACAAUCGCUCCGAUCGCAACCUGUGGAUGGCGAAGGUGCUACAGUCGGUGACGGACGUGUUUCCGGAGGAGCUGCUGCGGGAGUUCCUGCGCGCCGGCUGGUGCUACGUGAAGCAGUCGGUGUCGGCGAGCUGGGCCGGGGCGUGGGUGCUUCUCACCAACAAGCGGCGGCUGUACAUCUUCAGCUACAUCGACCACCAGCUGGACGAGCUGGACCUGCGCAAGGCGCGCUGCAUCGGUGCGAUCGAGGACGGGAGCGGCACCGACGAUCCGCUGGCCGAGCUGUACGUCGAAGCGGGCCCCACCAUGUUCAUCGACUGUCCGCCGUUCCCGACGCUCUACCUCAUCAUGAGCUCGCCGCGCGAAACGCAGAUCUGGCGCAAGAUGGUCCGCCAGGCGGCCCACCAAAGCGGGCCCACGCUCCACAGCCAGCAGCUGACACGGGGCGACGUGCCGGUGCUGGUCGACAGGUGCGUCAACUUCAUCUACGCGCACGGCGCCAUGUCCGAGGGCAUCUACCGUCGGUCGGGCUCGGUGUCGUCCGUCGGUCGGCUCCUGAAGCUGUUCGCCAACGAUGCGUUCGAUGUGCAGCUGACCCGGGCCGAGUUUAACGAGCACGACGUGGCGGGCGCCCUGAAGAAGUUUAUCCGCGAGCUGCCCGGUUCGUUCUUCGGCAGCUUCGCCGCCUCGUUCACGUCGAUCGGCAUGCUGAACGAGGUGCCGCUGAAGGUGGAGUCGUACCAGCAGCUGCUGCAGCGGUUGCCCCGCAUCGAGCACAACACGCUGAAGAAGCUGAUCGGCCACCUGGCGUUCAUUGCGUCGCUCCAGCAGCAUAACCGGAUGGGCAUCCCGAACCUGGCCAUGAUCUGGGGCUCCACGCUGAUGGCGAACUCGAACCAGCACACGGCCGCGGACGAAGUGAGCGGUGGUGGCGGUGGCGGUGGCGCCACUGGCGGUUACCAUCAAUCGGACGCGGACGUCGUGGCCGACCUGAUACGGCUGUACCCGCAGCUGUUCCCGGUGAGCGACGACGAACUACGCAAGGAUCAGAUGAUGCUGGAGGUGCUGCAACGGUACCAUGCGGCGGCAGAGAACCUCUCCGAUGCCGUCAAACAUUCGGGUGAUCUGAAGGUGUGGAUCACGAUUGAUUGCGACAACAGCCCGACGGACAGCGAGAAGCAGGCCAACACGCCAAAUUCGGAGGAGAAGCAGCAGGUGAACGUGGACAUUACUCCCACCAAGACUGCAUCCGACGUCUGCAAAGAGUUGGCCUCGCGGACGGUGCACCCCUGGAAUAAACUGACCCUGUACGAAAUAGUCCUCAACGGUGCCUUGGUGCGGCCCAUCCACUACCGGGAGAAUGUGUUGGAAAUCGUCGUUCGCUGGACGUACUGGGACGAGGCGGAUCGGAAGAACAACUACUUAACCCUCAGGCCCACCACCACGCUGAACGAUGUGUACAGAACCAUACAGAAGUCACCGGUGCUGGAACCGACGAUGGAGCUGAAGUUUGCCGAUCCGCGGACCAAGGCCCUGCGCCUGUACCAGCUGCAGCUGAUGGGGCCCAGUUUGGUGGUGCUGAAGAGGCUCGACAAGAAGGAUAAAGGGAAAGGGUACGAGGAGAUGUGCACAAUUGAUCUGACGCGGGUGACGGCGUACAUCGGGUGCGAACCGAAGCGAGACAAAUCCAGUCUACGCUGGGCCAUCACGCUGAUCAGUAAAGAUUUCACGAAAAGAACACGGGAUGAACCGUGGGUCGGCCAUAUUUUCGGUGGGCUAGACUUUGCGAGCCAAAUACUGUGGUACUCGAGCAUACUCCACAGCCACCACAAAGAUGACAUCUUACCGAGUGGAGAUUUAUUUUCGCUGUAACGAACCUCCCGUUAUCAAUCUGCCAUUUUUUUUUAUAGUACAUAGAAAUAGUAAUUAUGGUUGCCAUCAUGAUG